This is a messenger RNA of Phytophthora nicotianae INRA-310, 627 nucleotides long. RefSeq lists its product as hypothetical. The record is from RefSeq and is a predicted model, not a curated record. Bases 1 to 627 code for a protein of 208 amino acids. Lineage: Eukaryota; Oomycota; Peronosporomycetes; Peronosporales; Peronosporaceae. The transcript has 2 exons.
AUGGACCAGUUUGGCCAAGGCCAGCCCGUCCAGUAUUCGUUAAUCGAAACGAACGGUGACUGGCAUAUGGCCAAGUGCUUGGAUCAUUUCAAGCGUGCGAACGAACACUGGCGGUUCGUCCGUAUUGUGAUCGUCGACAAGGACAUUCGCGAAGUCAAGGUGAUUCGCAAGAAGCUUCCCGAAGCUCGCAACGAGGAUGUUUUAGCGCAGAUGAAACACAUCACCAACAUGACUUACCCCAGGACAGAGGAGGGCUACCACAUGCAUCGUGGAGAGGUUAAGAGCCUCUCUUGCCAAGAUGAUCGUACCAAACUGUGGGAGUAUUUUGACAAGAACCGGAACGAUUGCUGCGAGAUGUGGGUGAAGGCGUAUCGAGUUGAUCUGCCUCACUUUGGCAAUCACACCAACAACCGCGUGGAGAGCCUAUUUGGUAAACUUAAACGGCAGCUUAAAAGUCACUUUACAAUGCAAGCUAGCUUAAAGGUGCUUGUGGACUACCAGCGACGCAAAGAGGAAGAGUAUUGGCCUAAGGUCGAGAUGCCUGGCACGGGACGUGUGCUACGCAGAAGAAAUGAAUGUUGCGCUGGGGAUGACAACACGUUGGGUCCCCCACGUAUUUGGUCAUAA